UUUCAAGAUGGCGCCAGUCUGUGACCGGGAUGCCGCUGCCGUUGCGCUCCGGUAAACCUCGCCAGUUUCGUUCCGAGGCGCCCGAGUGUCGGUGGGAGGAUGGGCUUUCGUUGCAGGCAGCGUCAGGGAUGUCCGCGCGCGCGGCUCGGUAAGUGUCCGGCAGCGGAGCCUCGGCUAAAAUGCUCGCGUCGUCCCUGAAGAACAACAGAAGCUGCCGCCGCCGCUGCGGUGCUCGGCCGCUGCUCCAGUCUACGCCCCGGCUCGAGCCUCGAAUGGCGGACUGACUGCUCAUGGAACCCCCCGGUGUGAACGGAGGGACUGCAGCCGCCCAGCUGCUCGACAACGACGGCGCCCGAGUGCUGAAAGCGGCCCAUAGCGCGAGCUCCCGAGCUGACGUCACCGCGAGCGCUCGCCUUCACGUCACCGACCACGGCAGGAAUGUAAACAAGGAGGCACCCAGCGCGUCGGACCCGGCGGAGGGUUACCUGCACCGGAGCCGCGUCUGUGACGGGAGCAACGGCUUGACCGAGGCCGGGCCAGGGCUCGCCUGCUGCCCGCCUCUCAGUCGCCACGCCGCGGGUCUGCGGCCACAGAACGGGGAGGCCUCGGACUGGUGCCCCGAGGGGGAGGCGACGAACGGUUGUCCCCAGGUGUGUGAGCCGUGUCUGGGGGAGCAGCAGCCGGACUGCCCUGGUGAUGGUGCGGCCGCGUCCCGCCCACAGACGCGGCGCUUCUUCGAGGAAGGUGAUGGCGAGGGAGGGAGACUGGCCAACGGCGGUGUCCACGUCAUCGACGGCUGUGGCCAGGGGAACGGAGCUGACUCCAGAUCGGCACCCCGCCUCAGCCAGAAUGUGCUCCCUGAGUCCCUGAGCCCCUCCAGCCCUGCGCCAAGUGCCAAACCCCAGCCCGAGCCCAGCGGUGUCAGCCUCGGGCCCGAGCCUCACCCAGGUGAGGAGGAGGAGGAGGAGGACACUGUGGAAGCCAGCUUGGCCGUCAGGCCCCAGACUUUGAGAACCAAGCUCAACCCCUCAGUGUCCCUCAGCUGUGAUGCCACGCCGCUCACCCCGGAGGAGGACGGGGGCUUCUACUUUGGUGAGGAGUGUUAUGAGGAGGACUUUCGCAACCCCCUGGAAGCAGGCCGUCGGCAGAGCGCCCCGGAGCAGCUGCCAGACCUGAGUGGAGAGGCGCACUCCGACUCCAGACUCAUGCCAAAGAGGUUUGGCAUCGCUGAGUUCUUCACCAGGAGCCUGUUUUCCAGGAAGUCGAGAGAGGCCAAGCCAGCGGGCCACCACGCAGCAGGCUGGCGACUGUUCCACAAACCAACCCUCCGAGAGAAGGAGGCCGCGUGGCCAGCGUCCACCGCUGAGCAGGUGGACCCGCCUCUCAGUCCACAGCACCCCCCGGUGACUGGCAGGAGGAAGAAGAACUUGGAGUUCGAGCCUCUGUCCACCACAGCGCUGAUUCUGGAGGACCGGCCCUCGAACCUGCCGGCCAAGUCUGUGGAGGAGACGCAGAGGCACAAGCAGGAGUACGAGGAGAUGGUGGCGGGAGCCAAGAGGAGAGAGCUGAAGGACGCGCAGAAGAAGAAGCGUCAGAUGAAGGAGCGGCUCAAACAGGAGGACCUCAUCUCCACUGCCAUGGUCAUCUGGAACACGGAGAUCCUGCCGCACUGGGACUCCAUGAAGGGAAGCAGGAGAGUCCGGGAGCUGUGGUGGCAGGGUCUGCCCCCGAGUGUCCGAGGCCGAGUCUGGAGUCUGGCCAUCGGCAACGAGUUGAACAUCACGGCAGAGCUCUACGAGAUCUUCCUGUCCAGAGCCAAAGAGAAGUGGAGGAGCUACAGCGAGACCAGCUCGGUCGCCGACAGCGAGAGCGAUGGAGGAGCGUCUCUGGCCGACCGAGAGUCCAGUCUGGACCUGAUCAAGCUGGACAUCUCCAGGACCUUCCCUUCUCUCUUCAUCUUCCAGAAGGGGGGGCCGUACCACGACCUGCUCCACAGUGUGCUGGGAGCGUACACCUGCUACAGACCGGACAUUGGAUACGUCCAGGGAAUGUCCUUCAUCGCUGCAGUUCUCAUCCUCAACCUGGAGGAGGCGGAGGCCUUCAUCACCUUCGCCAACCUGCUGAACAAGCCGUGCCAGAUGGCCUUCUUCAGAGUGGACCACGACUUGAUGUUGAAGUAUUUCUCAGCAUUUGAAGUUUUCUUCGAGGAAAACCUCCCUCGCUUGUCCAGUCACUUCCAGAGCAACGGCUUGACCCCUGACCUCUACCUGAUCGACUGGAUCUUCACGCUCUACAGCAAGUCGCUCCCGCUGGACGUGGCCUGUCGAGUCUGGGACGUCUUCUGCCGUGACGGCGAGGAGAGUCUGUUCCGCACGGCGCUGGGCGUCCUGCGCCUCUUUGAAGACGUCCUGCUGCAGAUGGACUUCAUCCACAUGGCUCAGUUCCUGACCCGCCUGCCCGAGGACCUGCAGGCUCACACGCUCUUCGCCGCCAUGGCCAACACGCACAUGCUCAGCCGGAGCCGCCGCUGGGCUCAGGUCUUCAGCACACUGGCCAAGGACGGGAACAAAGAGAUGGAGAAGAGCGGCAGCCCGGCGCUCCGAAGCUAACGCCAGCGCCGACCGCAGGGCUCCACGCUCCGGGUCCACGCUCCGGGUCCACGCUCCGGGUCCACGCUCCGGGUCCACGCUCCGGGUCCACGCUCCGGGCCUCUGCUCCGGGUCCACGCUCCGGGCCUCUGCUCCGGGUCCGUGCUCCGGGUCCGUGUUCCGGGCCCUGGGUCUGCGCUGCGUCUGGUCCUCUCCUGGCCACACCACUAACCCUCUCUGGUGCUAAAUCUCCUCACCACUCACUUUGGUGCACGGACUCUGCUGAUGAGAAAAUAAACAGGAUCAUUGAAGGACAGUGACGUUUGCUUUCGUGUAACUUUCAUUUCAAACUAUGGACCAGAAGCG
This is a messenger RNA of Synchiropus splendidus (mandarinfish), 2954 nucleotides long. It is a transcript of the gene tbc1d12a, whose product is annotated as TBC1 domain family, member 12a. The record is from RefSeq and is a predicted model, not a curated record. Lineage: Eukaryota; Metazoa; Chordata; Actinopteri; Syngnathiformes; Callionymidae. The coding region runs from base 291 to 2609 and encodes 772 amino acids. The transcript is spliced from 13 exons.